Molecule: messenger RNA, 1473 nt
Organism: Leishmania braziliensis MHOM/BR/75/M2904
Lineage: Eukaryota; Euglenozoa; Kinetoplastea; Trypanosomatida; Trypanosomatidae
Exons: 1
Coding region: 1-1473 (490 amino acids)
Molecular function (GO): monoacylglycerol lipase activity; short-chain carboxylesterase activity
Source: RefSeq, a predicted model, not a curated record
AUGCUGUACACGGCCGCGUUUGCCUGUCUUCACGUGUCCGUCCAUGUGCUGCUGUAUGCCUUGCCGCGUUGGCUGUGGAUUGUCUGUGUGCGGUGGCCGCUACAGGUUCUCUCGGUGCUUCUUGGCAUUCGCUUCUUCACGCACGACCCAAAACACGAGCGGCGAGUGCACAUCCUCGGCUUGACCGGGAGCAGCGCAUUGUCGCCGCGCGUGUGCUUGCGAGACCGCUUUGGGAUCACAGAAGCUCAGCUGUCGAACCUCGUACUGCACCACAAGACAGCCUCAAGUUCGAGCGGUGAUGCAUCGCCAGCAUGGUGGCGGUACAACGGUCCUCUGUACAAUGGCCACGUACACACUAUCCUCGGCGCGCUUCGGCCGCUCCUCGACCUUCGCGUCCCGGCACGCGAGACUGUGCCGUCUUACGACGGCAAUCCCACCUGUCUUGACUGGUGGUUUCCGACAGAUGGGGAUACGGCUGCCACGGCGGCAAGCGGUGGUGCUGCAGUCAUGUGCGUCCGCGCGCUAGUCGUCAUUCUGCCAGGGUUGAUGGGGAGCUCGAGGGAGUUCUAUGUACGCCGUAUGGCACGGCAGCUGCUGCGAUCAAAUAUGGUUGUGUGCGUACUAAACGCGCGCGGAGUGGCUGACACACCCCUCGAGAGACCACAAAUUUUUAGCGCGCUCUUCACGAAGGACCUGCGCCACAUCAUGCAGACGCACUUAACACGCGAAAAGGUGCAGGAACGUCUGCUGCGCCGAACACCACCGCUGCAGACCGACGACAUCAAUAAGGGCGCCGUGCCGAUCAUCGGUGUCGGCUUCUCGCUCGGUGGAUUGAUCUUGACCAACUACGUGAGUGAGCAGGGCGAGGCGCAGGUUUCUAGUGGCUUCGACGCGGUCUAUUCCAUCACCUCUCCACAUAACGUGAGUGACAGUGCGGCGGCGCUGCGGAUGCCGCUGGCGAGACUUCUGUACAACUCCGCCCUGCAUAAGGGACUUCACGCCUACUAUGAGCGACACAAGCACGUGCUGCAGCACUUGCCCGGUGUUGACAAGAAAAUCUUUAUGGAUGACGCCUCGCUGUUUGUGGAUCGACUGCGGACCUUACAGGACUUUGACGAACUCAUCACAGGACCGCACUUUGGGUACCCCGGUGCAGAGGCCUACUACGCCGCCGCGAGCAGCUUCCUCCGUCUCCACCACUCUCGCACACCACAGGUCUGUAUCGUAGCUGCCAACGACCCCAUCUGUGGUCCCCCACAACCCACGCCACGCUGGCUACAACUGAUUGAUCGGCACCGUGGUGGGCUCGUGUACGUGGAGAUGCCCGUCGGUGGUCAUCUCGGGUUCCUUGGGUGUCCGUGGAGCGAGUGGACGCAAGCGCCGAACGAGAUGGAGCGCUUUGUUCUACACUCGCUCGUUCACUUCAUCGAAUCAGCCGACACGCAGGCGAAAGCAGCGAAGAAGAUCGCGUGA